AUGGAACACUCUUUUACUCUGCUUCCUUCAGCCCUGGGCGAGGGAGAAGCAAACAAGGUCGGCGAUCACCCCAACCACGUCGACGCUGAGGCUGAGGCCGAGGCCGAGACGACAGCCAAGAAUCAGCGCAGGAAGGUUCAAAAUCGGAAGAACCAAAGAGCACACCGUGAGUGUGUCCCCUCAAUGCCUCACCUCCUACCGCGCUCACGAGCUUUGAAGGAUUGCGGAUUAGAGAGCACGACCCAGGUUCUGUUCAGACAUCGCGCCCGUUCCAAGUCAGGCGCUGGCGCCUGGACGAACUCGAUGUUUGUCCCUCCCACAACGCCUCGACAGCAUCGAAAUGCACAACCGCCACGUCCAUUUCCCCUCGACGGUCUCACCCUCUUCGGUCCUUACCGUGACGACACAAGCGUCUACCCAUUGAACCCCAACAUUCCUUUCUCCCUCGUCCCGACCCGCCUCCAACAAACCCGCUUGCACCCCAUCUGGAUCAAUUUCUUCCCUUUCCCCUGUCUCCGUGAUAAUCUUAUAAGACGCGAAGGAAAUUUCGACCACUGGGAGCUGCUACAAGACCUCAUUGGUGAGCUCAUGAGUGCCACGCCGGUUCAAAAGCGACGAGGUACGCCCCUCACCUUUACGGUCUCCGAUCCCCAAACCUUGUGGACCCUGCCCCUCACAACAGGACGUGACGAGGAUGAGAUCACUGCGGGGCGCAAGGGACUUAUUGUUUGGGGUGAACCGUACGACGUGCGGAACUGGGAGGCCACCCCCGGCUUUCUGGCGAAGUGGUCGUGGGCGGUGGAAGGAUGCGACGAUUUAGUUGAAUCUAGUAACCGCUGGAGGCUGAUGAGAGGAGAGGAACCUAUUUGUCUCUCUGAAUAG
Messenger RNA from Penicillium waksmanii, 882 nucleotides. RefSeq names its product bZIP transcription factor. The record is from RefSeq and is a predicted model, not a curated record. The transcript has 2 exons. The coding region runs from base 1 to 882 and encodes 293 amino acids. NCBI's taxonomy places the organism in Eukaryota, Fungi, Ascomycota, Eurotiomycetes, Eurotiales, Aspergillaceae.